Molecule: messenger RNA, 1662 nt
Organism: Pyrgilauda ruficollis (rufous-necked snowfinch)
Lineage: Eukaryota; Metazoa; Chordata; Aves; Passeriformes; Passeridae
Product: inositol 1,4,5-trisphosphate receptor-interacting protein-like 1
Cellular component (GO): membrane
Source: RefSeq, a predicted model, not a curated record
AUGCUUGCCAUCACGUUCCUUUUCUUGCUUGCGCAAGCCCUCUUCCAGUACCCGCAGCAGGUCGGGGAUGGGCUGGAUGAAGCUGUGCUGGAGCGCAUGCAGCAGCGUGCCGAGUAUCUGAACCAGCAGAUGACUCAGCUCAUUCUGGAGCUGGAGCAGAUGAAGCUGGAUCAGAGCAGUGGGGUCUGGCUUGUGUGGCAGUUCUCGGCUCUGACUGGAAUCCUCGUCCUACUCUUGGCGCUGCGCUAUGGACUCAAGAAAAUUAGAUGCGAUCCAGACAACAGUGGCCACAAGGAGAGGUCCAGCAGCAACUUGGAAGACACAGAAAGCAACGAUGCAAAUGUGGAAGAGGACAAUAAGGAUGGAAACGAAGAAGACAGCAGCCUUGAUGCAAAGUCAGAAAGCAGUGUUGGACAUGAAGCAGAAGAAGGCUAUGAUGAUGCAAAGGAAGAAGUAAACUAUGAUGAGGAAGUGGAGGAAGUCAAUGCUGCCGGAAACGGAGAAGACAAAGGUGAUGCAAACGAAGACGAUGACUACAGUGUCAAAGGAAACCCUGGAAGGCUUUCAGAGGAGUGCAUAGAGUUGUCCCUUCUGGAUCUGGACAAAGGCUGCUCCGUGGUUAUGGACCUUAUGGACAAAUUCAUACACCUCUCUAGACAAUGCUUGUGUGACAGCUUCUAUCCGGUGCUACAACAAGCCAUCGGAGUGGGAAGUGCCUUUGAAGGCUGGAGUCUCCGCACACAAGAUGUUGUGUACCGCAUGCUUGUACCCCUGAGUCCUCCUCCAGGACAUGCCUUCCACCUGGAGCUGGACACUGCAGGGAAGCUCCAGAGGAACUUCUGUGUCCGUGUGGAGCUGCUGUGCACCUGCAUGAGGGAGAGGCUGGGGGAGCACAUGCUAUGUUUCCUCCACCACCCUGAGGAGGAGCUGAGAAGGAAACAGAACCCCAGCCUGCUGCACACCCUCUGCACUGGCUCCUAUCUAGAUGUGGAGAAAACUGUCAAGUGGUUCUAUGAAUUCAUGAGACAAGCCUGGAUGAUUUUGCCUCAGUCCUGCCACUGGAGUUUAAUGUUGCAGCCCUGCGGCCGCACCUGUAAAUUUCACAUAAGCAAUGACAAGGAAACCUUCAUGGUUGAGCUGAUCUUUGGAGUGCAGCAAGGAAGCUCAGAUAUCUUUGUGGGCAGCCAGCCUGCAGAAGUAGGCAUCCCAAGCACAACGUGGUUUGAGACUUAUGCCGUGGCAGAGGCAAAAUUCUUCAGGCACGUUUUCAGACAAGCCAGGACAUCUGCUUGCAAGUGUCUGCAGCUCCUAAGCAGCAUCCUGAUGGGUGGAGAUUUUUCCAGCUAUGUCCUGAAGACCGUGGUGAUACGCCUGCUGAACACCAUACCCCUGACAUGGUGGAGCAGAAGGGAUUUCCGGCAGCGACUGAUGGAUAUCCUGAAGUACCUCCACUGCUCACUGGACACGACACAACUUAACCACUUUGUCAUAGGCAACGAGAGGCUUCCUGAGGAGAUCAGUUUGCCCUCCGACUUCCGGGUGCCUCAACCACCCAACCUCUUCCAGCACCUGGCCAGCAGUCCGGAUGCCCACACCAAGGCCGUGCAGGAGUACGUUCGCCUGCUGCAUCGGCUCAAACAACUGCUGGUGCAUGGCCAGUGA